This is a messenger RNA of Angiostrongylus costaricensis, 306 nucleotides long. Lineage: Eukaryota; Metazoa; Nematoda; Chromadorea; Rhabditida; Metastrongylidae. The record is from the annotation of a GenBank genome assembly.
AUGAACUCAAAAACUGGUGAAGAGAUUCACAUUUAUCUGCUUCGUCGAGUAAGAAGAGCGCAUGUCACACCUGAGAAUGCGAAACUGGUAUAUCCAGCACGUUCGGAAGCCGAUUUCUACAAAGCUUACGACCCAUGGGUGGGGAUCAGCACAGCAAUACUACUAUCACUGUUCUUUUUCGCUAUCACUGUAAAGUACUGCAUACGUUACAUCCUACGAAAAUGGCGAAUGCAUCAGUUUUACAAACGAACUCCGCCUGAUGAUACAACUAUUGAUGAGAAAUUCACUACUACUGAGCUACUAUGA